AUGACGACAGCAGCUCCGAACUUCACCGACUUCGGAAACUAUACGGAAAUCGUGUCACGCGCAAGGCCGCAAUGCCACUUUGAGAGUAAAGAGGCCGAGUUCGUUUUUUAUACUAUUUCGUGUGGCGUUGCUUUAGUUGGAAACUUUGCCUUCUUCAUGGUAGUUAUCAAAGUAAAGUCCAUGCGAACCGUACCCAACGUGUUUUUCAUGAAUUUGUCGUUGGCCGAUGCUAUAUUCAUGGCGUACUAUGUGAUUUAUCUAUCGGCCUAUAAAUGGCAGAUCAAGUCCGUAUUGCUGUUCCACAGUGGAGGAGGGCAUGCCAUAACGGACGUAGGAUUUUGCUCGUCGUUGCUGACUGUCGCACUGAUCAGCAUCAACCGAUAUGUGGCGAUAUGCUACCCAUUCAAAGCGGAAAAGCUUCGGUUGCAAAGCCGAUCGAGAGUUGUUGCUUCGAUCACGAUUUCUUGGAUUUUUAGCAUCGCCAUUGGCCUUCUCGACUUUUUCGCUUACGGAAGCGAGUACCAGGAAACGCUGAUCGUCGUUCUACUCUCUCUAAUGUUCAUCUGCAUCAUUUUCUCCAUCGCCGUUGUCGUAGUAACCUACGUGGUGAUUGCCACCAAGAUGAUGAAGAAGAAGCCGCGUUACGCACCGGCCGCUAACAACGGAAACUCCUACAUUUCGGAAGAAAUUCACGUACUGUUGCUAUGCGUGGCGAUAACUGCCAUCUUCGUCAUCAGCUGUGCGCCCCUGGCAACAGUGUACAUCGUUGCUACCGUUAACAAGGCAAUCGGCAGACGGUCCAUACCCUUGGAAAAAAUCAUGUGUCUAUCGUACGUCGCCCGACUGAUGCUGUCACUACAUUUUACGCUGAAUCCGAUUCUGUACAACAUCGGUAGCAGGAAUCACCGAGCAGCGUUUCGAAAAGUGUUCUGGCCGAGAAAGAGGCAUCCGCCUGUGAACUCCAUAUAUCGAGAUGUUGACCCUUCACCUUUGAACUCGUCAAAUAUGAGCAUGACGAUGUCCACCUACGGUGAAAGGUCGGUCCUCGCCACAUCAAAUAAUUCACUUUGA
Messenger RNA from Saccoglossus kowalevskii, 1071 nucleotides. RefSeq names its product rhodopsin, GQ-coupled-like. Gene Ontology annotation, molecular function: G protein-coupled receptor activity. NCBI's taxonomy places the organism in Eukaryota, Metazoa, Hemichordata, Enteropneusta, Harrimaniidae. The record is from RefSeq and is a predicted model, not a curated record. Gene Ontology annotation, biological process: G protein-coupled receptor signaling pathway. Gene Ontology annotation, cellular component: plasma membrane.